Molecule: messenger RNA, 2003 nt
Organism: Maylandia zebra (zebra mbuna)
Lineage: Eukaryota; Metazoa; Chordata; Actinopteri; Cichliformes; Cichlidae
Source: RefSeq, a predicted model, not a curated record
GGAAUGCUUUGCCUACUGAACAUAACAGCCUCACUCUGAGUGUAAACAGGAGAAAUGAAUAUUUUCAUGUUUUCUGCUGUGAGGGAAGUGACAGAAAUACAAAUCCAGCUCUGACUCAGAGAGGGGAUCAUAUCAACAUCAGUGUGUCUACAGAAAACUCCAGAGUGAGGGUAGAAGUCUUUUCUUUCUCUUAUUAGAGGACACAUUUGUGCAAAGAGUCUAAAGUAAAGAUGCUGUGGAGUCUGUUGUUCAUCACUUUGAUUGGAAGAUCAACUCAACAGGAUCCUGGAUGCAGUCCAGGAUGGGAAACUAUCAAACUGGAUGACAAAGUGGCAUUUCAGUCUUCAGUCUACACAGAUAAGAAUGGUGUUUAUUACACUGCUGACAGAGCUUUGGACGGAAAUAAAGAAACAUGUUCUAACACUGUAGAAAAACAGCCCAUCAGCUGGUGGACAGUUGACUUAUUUGGUCUAUAUGAAAUUUCCUGCAUCACCAUUUACAACAUAAAUCAACACAAUGUUGAUCUAAGAGACGCUCACAUCCUCAUCAGGAACUCAUCUGAGAGAAAUGCUGCUGACACCACUGAGUGUGCAACAAUCAACACAACUACUAGUGGAGGAAAUAAAACAUUUAACUGUGAAAAUGGACCAAAGUGGGGGCGUUAUGUAACUGUGUACAAAAACACAUAUGGGCCUUUAAUUCUGUGUGAGGUGACGAUGAAAGGCAUAAAAAAAGGUACAAUAAAACAUUCUUACCCACUAAGUUAACUGGUCAGUCAGUAGAGUCGAUAUAAAUGUGUAAAUUGAUUGCUUGAUUGAUAAUACUUUAUUCAUCCUGAGGGAAAUUGGGUUAAGGCUGCCGACCUUUGCCAGCGCCAUCUUACCCUCCCGACCAUACAUACAUUACACAGCAUCACAUGGGGAAGUCAGGUCAGAGAGAUAUAACAAUGGAAAAUGCACAACAUGAGGAAAGAUGCGGAGAAAAAAGAACUCCCCCCAGGCUGAGCUCCAACAGCGAGUGUAAGACUCAGCUUUGCAGUUUGUCUUUACAAAAACCCGAAAAAUUUGUCAUUCUAAAGAACUCACUGAAUUCGAGCAUGCUACUGUAAAAGGAUACCGCCACUGCAACAAGUCAGUUUGUGAAAUUUCUUCCCACCUUGAUACUGUUUGAAUAAUUUUCUUCUUUUCUUUUAGAAUGAGAUGCUCUGACUUUCAUGGUGGCCAUUGCAUAAGAGCUGUCUUCUAUUCCAUUCAUCUACACAGAUUUAUUUACAUGGAAGAAAGUUUUCCAUCUACUAAUAAAUCUGAACCACAGAAGUUUAAUGCUGGACUUGCACUUUGCCAUGGCAGAGGGCAGUAAAAUAAGGAAUGACUUUUAUGAACCACAUAGCAGGAAGGUGCAAGAUGCUAACGUGCAGGGCAUACAUGGAACAUCAUAACCAAAUGGCUGGCAUAGUUCAGAGGCCGGGCCUGGAAGUCCCAAAGUCAAUAUGGGAGACACCGCCAAGGGUGGUCGAGAAUGACCGGACUAAGAUCCUGUGGGACUUCCAGAUACAGACGGUCAAACUGGUGAUAGCAAACCAUCAGACAUACUAGUGAUGGACAAGCCACUAUACCGAGUAAUAGCAGCAUCAGGAAUAACGAAUACCAGAAGCUGGAAAAACAACAAGGGCUGAGAGAGGAGGUUAAGAAGAUGUGAAUGGUGAAGGCAACAGUGGUCCAUGUAGUAAUCAGAGCACUCGGGGCAGUGACCCCUAAACUGGGCAGGUGGCUCCAGAAGAUCCCAGGAAUGACAUUUGAGAUCUGUGUCCAGAAGAGUGCAGCUCUACGAAGAGCAAAGAUACUUUACAGGAUCCUGGUAAACAUUUGUAAUAACGGAUGUGUGUGACUCUGAGUGAGGCACAGGAAUGCUAGAUCAAGGCUAGCGACCUUAAAAUGGAGAUUCCAGAAACUUUCUUUACCGCGACGAUCAAGCAUCAACACUUAAAAUGGAGAGCACUUCAG